GAAAUUAGCUGUAAAUCCAAAUGCUGUAUCUUCUAUUCUAAACCGUGUAUAUAGUGAUAUACAUGUAAAGGAAGUGUGCAAAUGCACGCGCGCGCACUUAUACGAUAUAUAGUAUAUCGAGCACGUAAAGUUGCACGCAUACACAGAGCACGGGUUCCGGUGCGGCAGCGUGGUCGGCUAUCCCCAUAAAAGCGACGGACUCGACUGGCCGGCGGACAGUUGUCAUCGUUGGCUACAUCGGCGCAUCGUGUCUGUGCUCUAGUCGUGUUUCGUCCGAAUAAUCGAGAUAUAUCGGGAUAAUAAUUUUUUUAAUACAGAAACAACAAGAGUUCCUUUACCGUCACGACAUCUCCCACGCACGUGAACCCUUGAAGCCAUUCAGCGCACUCUAAGGGAUAUGAAAUGUACUUACGCGUUCCUUGAAUUCACGACACAGAUAACAACGGAAGGGAAAUAGUGAAUAAAGACACGGUGCGACCCGGUUAUUCGAAGUAUUGUACUAUGAUCUCGUGAUCGAUUGAUUUCGAAAACGAAAGAAAAAAAAAAUCGAUAAGAUUGGCAUUUUCGUUUGCUCAUAGAUAACGUGAUAUCUCAAACGAUCAUUGCCGAAUUUGAUGCGCCAUAACCAUUUGUUCAUUUCACGCAAAUUGAUAUUAUUUAUUAAAUUUUUUAUCAACUUUUGGCAUCUACCGGAUGAUUACGGUAUACAGCACGUGGUUAAAAACUAUUAUAAGAAAAGAAAAGAUAAACUAGUAAUACUGAAUGCAAGCGCCAGACAGAGCGACGCUUCCGCGGGCAAAGCCGUGUCCUGUCUCGUCUUUCGUAUGUAUUGAGUAACUUAACACACGGAGUGUGCGCACGUAACUGAACACGUAUAUAAAUACGUGAAGUUGUACACGUACUGACCAACGACGCUCUUGCACACGCGUAUACGAAAACGAAAAAGCAAUUCGUCGUGGCGCAAGCGCGAAAGCAAAAGCUUUUUCGAGCGAGGCAGCCGAAGGAGAGAGACGGUGGUGCCGAUGAUCAGAUACAUCGGAUUCAGUGGCGGCACGGACGUAGAGAGCAAGUCAAGUAACAGCUUCCCACCAGUCAGUCACUCACGAUCGGUUAGUCAGUCACGGCAGUCACGCGCCGACCGUGUCAGACGCACGCUGGCUGUUGGUUCGCGUGUAAAGAGGCCGGUGAACAGCGAAAUAUAAAUGGGUGAAAAAAAGAUUUAGUGUCAACGUCACUAAUUGAAAAUCGUGCAAUUAUAGUCGGAUUUUUUAUAAUUGAUAUAUACGGACACGAAAUAUCGCUAUACUGCGCAAGCGCAAUGCAACACUUCACAAACUUGGUCAAGAUUUGGCGUUGACGAUCACAUUCAAUUGCAACGAACCGGCGAGUCAAACGCGAAAAGCGCAAGCGUGUGUUUUCAAAGUGAGUCUCAUCCGUGUCAGAGACGAUCGAAAAUGGUCGCCAUUCGUUAAUCUUUAUCGAUAAAUUACGUUUAUUCAUUUCUAAAUCGUUUUUGUUACUGUAAAGUCCCGGAAUAAUCGUAGCCAUAUCAGAUGCGCAUACCGGCGUUGUUGCAUCGUGAGGAACACGACAACGUAUACAGGGCUCGUAGGUUAAGAGAGUUAGUGAGGUGCGGAGGUGCGUGGAAUUGUGCGCCGGUUAAAACCGUGACAGAGAAAAGAGAGAGAGAAGUGCCAAGCACUGUACGGCUUGCUUACCUCCCUGUUUUGUGUCCCUCUCGUCUUGAAACUCGUCGCUCGUUGUGUACCGCCUUAUAAAACGCGCGCGCAGUAACACGGAACGCGCGACGACGACGAGAACGAGAAAGAAGAGCGGCGGGGAACAGGCAGUAGAGUCGUACAAACUCUCUGUGCUCUCUCGGUAAAAAAGAGAAAUAAAUAACGAUAGUGCAAAAAAAAGACGAGCAGACAAAGAGAGAGAGAGAGAGAGAGUGAAAGAGAGAUACUAUAUAUAGAAAGAAAGAAAAAAGAGAAUAAAUAGAUAGAUCUCUCCGCAUGUGUGGAACUGGUUAAAAGAAAGAAAGAAAAAGAAAAAGAAUAACGAACCUGCGUGUAUACCUUAGCCUAUUAAGCCGUCGGAUGCGCUCGUUCAACGUGUCUCGAACAGUGCACGAUACCUCGUCGCGUUAUCUGCAGUAAAUAUUGCGGCUAACACGGCCUCUCUGGGUCCGCUGCUGAUUGUUUCUAAUCAUUAUCGCACACGUUCGCGACCUGUGUACGCAUACUAUCGUUAUACUCGCGUUGUCACCGACUUUUUCGUGAUCAUAAACGUUGCCGCGAUAUCCGUCAUUGUGUCGUUACAUAGUAUAUUAUUGUUAUUAUUCGCGAACGAUUCUUUAUAUCAUCGGUGUAUCGUCGCGCGAUACAGGAUCGGAAAAAGAAUCAGAGAUGAUGUGAGACAACAGGCAGUGUCGUAAAGAGUGCAGAAAGUUUUGUGCAGUGAAUGUUCGUUAAUAGAUCAGUGUUGCGGCUCUAAAGACUAGACAGAAAAAGGGCAUACGUGUUUAGAGGAGUAUAGAAUGAGACAGAUAAUGUAAGGAAUAGACAGAGUGAAAAAGAGGUAGAAAUAGAAAAUACGAGAGAGAAAAACGUAUAAGUGAAAGAGAGACAACGCACAGAAAAAACGCGCUAUAUGCGUUGAAGCACCCGUGUACGAGUGCCAGCGACGAGACAGCGAAUUGGACGUACGCGAACGCGAGUGUGACAGAAAAAAUAAGAGAGAAAGAGAUAGGAAGAAAGAAAGAAAGAUAGAAAGAGAAUCAAAGAUACCACGAGACUUUUUUUAAAAGUACCGAAGAUGCAUUUCCACAGUAGUCUAUUAUCGAUUUUACUUAUCGUCAUUUCUUGUCCUCUGACUGUUCGUACACGUAGAGUUGCUCCCUUAAUCGAGGAGGACUGGGCUAGAAGGCCUCAUCGCGCCGCCGAAUGUACGUUCGGCAAGCAGAUACGGGAACUGGGCUCCACCUGGUUCGCGGAUUUGGGCCCGCCCUUUGGAGUCAUGUACUGCAUCAAAUGCGAAUGCAUUCCGGUGCAAAAGAAACGACGAAUCGUAGCGAGAGUCCAUUGUCGUAACAUCAAGAACGAAUGUCCAGAACUCACGUGCAAAGAUCCAAUUCUUCUUCCAGAUCGAUGCUGUAAAUCUUGUCCGGGAAAUUCCAGUACUGAUAUAGUACAAGAUGUGCCCGUACAAUUAACCUCCGAGGAAGAGGAACGAAGUCUAAAACAUUUUGGGACGCUUCUAACGGGUAAAACAUCUCAAAUAUUGCGUCGCGAUGAGCCUAAUCCAACAUCAAUGUACAACAGUGCUUACAACUAUCUUGCAACAGGUCGUUUUACAUUUCACCGCAAAAAUCUCUAUUAUUCUUUUUAUUUAUCAACAUCAACCCCUCGUCCGCGAAGCAUACAAUUUAUCGAUGGAUCAGGAAGCAUUUUGGAAGAACAAACAAUCGAUCCCAUUGGUGGAGUGUAUCAAAAUGCAACAGGUAAAUUAUGUGGAGUGUGGAGAAGAGUUCCACGAGAUUAUCGGAAGUUACUUCGCGAUGAACGUUUACACGUGUCCUUUAUUUGGGAACCAUCAGCCACCUUGACAGGACAAUUAUCUCGUUAUCGUGCCUUAUCCACGGAACAGUAUUCUUCUUUGUUGGAACCAACGAUGGGAGUGGAUCGUUCGUUAAUGUCAGGUGCAGGAGCCACCGCCAUAGUCUCAGCAUCAUCAGCAUCAGCGCCAUCUAUCCACGUAUCCUUGGUAUUUAAUGGUGUUUUUUUGCCUAAUGAUGUUUCCGAAGUUCCAUUGAUAGUACAACUAGAACAUAUGGAGAAAGACUAUGUGGUUCUACGCGAAGAAAUUAUAGUAAAGAAACCUUCGAAUGAAUUAAACUUCGGGGAGGUUCGAAGUGCCUUAUCAGGGACGGAUCUUCGUUUACUAACUCGAGGCAAACUCUCCAUUAGCAUAAUGUCUAAAAGAGAUCCUCAAGCUCUACGAUUGGCCGGCAUAGUAGGUCCACGUACUAAUUGCGAGAUGUAUCAAACUUUGCUUCUCUCAGAAACACCUUCGGCCGCUUCUGGUUUGGCGUGGGCAUUUUUGGAUCAUGCUGGUUCAUUGCGUUAUGGUGUUCAAUUAAUAGGAUUGGAAGAAGAGAGUCCUUUGGUAACUUUAGUAGAUGAAGGAGGCAAACGUCGUACCGAGUUGGAAGAUUUGACGCCUUCCCUCGUCGAUGGUCUAGCUAAUGGAUCCUUGGAACGUCCAGGGCCACGAUUCCUCGAGCCUUUGUUCAACGGAGAACUCGCAGUUGUUGCUGCUUCACACGUUGGCUCAAUGUUGCGCGGCCGAUUAUUACAAAGGCCAGUAGCCGAUGCCAGAGAUACCGCUGCACCUUUUCUGCUCAGGAGACUGUUCCAAGAACCUGUACACCCUGGUCCAGUUGGUUUGGUGUGGACAGCUGUAGAUUUAGACUGUUCCCUUCAUUAUGAACUUGAAAUUGCUGGCUUCCCUCAGACAUCUACCAAUAAUCAUGAAUCACGUACGUUUCGACUUUACUUAGAAACCAUGCCCUUAUUGGCUCAAGGAGCACCUGUAGCUAGAAGAUUAUUGGAAGAAUUUACUGGAUACAUCUUAGAAGGUUCCGUCACUGGUCUCUCACCAGUAGAAUUAUAUAGAAUCGAAUCUGGUAUUUGUUUCUUGGAAGUUACCGAUAAACAGGCUGAAAGGAUUCUGAAGGCUCCAUUCAAAGCUAGAGCGCCGCUCAGUUGUCUUCCUCACUAUGCAGAUAAUGAUGUUGCCUCAGUGGUCGCGUACAACCUUCAGCCACCCCGAUCGGACAUCGAAACUGGCGCUUGUUUUCAUGAGACUAGAUUCUAUGAAGAAGGUACUCAGUGGACUUCCAGUACAGAUCCGUGCUCCAUGUGUCAUUGUUACCGUGGAUUAGCACAAUGCGAUCCAGUACCUUGUCCAGCCCUUACGUGUGCCCAGAGUAAGCAACUAAAACCUGCUCCUGGUCACUGUUGCCCAAUUUGUUCAGGUCCAGGGAUUAAUAUGAAUGGGACGGGAAAAAAUGUCAGCUCCAUAACAAGAGGUUGCACACUGGCUGGUCAAUUUCAUCUACCAGGAGCAUCAUGGCAUCCUUAUUUACCCCCAGUGGGAUUUGAUACUUGUGCAGUUUGUACAUGUGACCCUAUCACUCUAGAAGUGAAAUGUCCACGAGUACAGUGUCCACCGUUGGAUUGCGAUGAGAAGAUCGCUUUUAGGCCUAGUAAGAAGGCUUGUUGCAGACAAUGUCCAAUAACAACACCCAGCUCGGCAAACAUGGGAAGUGAUACAACUCGUUUGCCGCGAGAUCAGGCAGCACCAUCCACAAAACGCACUGCGGAGGAAAUAUUGGCUUCCGGCGGCUGCAAGAAUCCCCUUGGUAGUCCCUAUGAAAAUGGAAUGGAGUGGCAUCCACGAGUUCACUCACAUGGAGAAAUGAAAUGUGUCAAAUGCAGAUGUAAGAAUGGCGAGGUCAGAUGCGACAGAAAACGAUGUCCACGAGCCCUUUGCAAUACGAUCGCACAUCAAAUGAAACGCGGCGAAUACGUGGCGGAUGGCGACGAUUGUUGCACGGUCCAGUGCCGACGAGCGAGGCGUCAUCAUCGUAACAAUCAUCAUUCAGCCCGGCAUUCCGUGACACCACGUGAACUCAGCUGAGUAGUUUCAACUGUUACGAAGCUUUCUUCGAACAGUGAUCUGGUCUAAGGAAACGCUUCUGGACAUUGUUUCUCUUUAUAAUCAUUAAAUUCACGGCUUAAGUUAUGCCAUUGUCGUCGUAUUUUUAAUUCCAAAACGACUUCAGAGCAAUUACGAGAAAUUACGAGAAAAUGAUGGGAGUCAAUUGGUAACAAAAAAUCCUAAAUUCAAAUAGCAAAACUUAGAGAUUGUUUUUGAUGCCUGAAGUAUCAUUAAUAAAUAAAUUCAGAAAAUAUAUAUUUAAAAAUAUUACCUUUUCUAGAAUUUUUGAACGAUUUAAGAUGAUGUAAAAUUAAAAAUUGUUAUUAAGUUAAAGAGUAAAAAAAUGAACUAAGAUUAAAUUUACAUAACAAAAAUGAAUUAAACGAAACCAUUUAAAUGGAAUAUGAAACAUAGAGGCACUUAGAUUAGUAUAUUAAAGUUGAUCGAUUUUGAAUAAAUGAUAUACAAAUUUUAUAUUAUAGUUUGAUUAUUUGAUAAAAUUAACGUUAAAUAAUCAUGUUGAUAAAAUAUUUUGAAAGAAAAUGAAGAAUAUAAAUGAUGCUGUGCGUCAUAUUUAUCUAACACUAAGUUAUCGUUAACAGAAAGAAUCUUUGAAAAAACAUUUAAUAUUGAAAUACUCUAUUCAGGAACUAUAAAUUGGCGGAAGAUGGUAAUCAACGAAACAAAAAGAUUCAUCUUUGGAAUAAUCGACAGUUAUCAGAGGAAAUUACAAUAAUAAUAAUAUCAAUAAUAAUAUAACAUGAGCACAGAGGAAGGAACGUGGAUCGUUCUCAUCAAGCAUUAUUCUUACUUAUAUUCCUGUCGCUUGCUCGAUUAUUUGCUACAGAGUCCCUUGCAGCACCUACAACCAGACAUUUAUUAAUCAAUUGUCUCUCAUCAACGGAUAAACGGACCGGAAGUCAACUGCUCUCUAUCUUCGAAUGACCCUUUACAUACAUAUAUACAUGCAUAUAUUAUAUGCGUUUACUUACACAUAAAUAUGUAAACAUAUAUUGUAUGGUACGGCUAUAUUGAAAGAAAAAAGAACAAGAGAAAAAACUAAACAAAGAAAGAGGCAAACUUGGAGAGAAUUUAAAAUCGUGACGGUAAAUGCAGAACCCUAUCGUACCCAUCAACCUCACCGAGUUACCCAGCAACCAAAGAAGACUGAAGAACCUCCAAUGGGUGGCAUCAGUUGUCAUUAAAAUGUGGAAACAUGCUAAGAUUUUUAUCAUACUUUAUUAACUCCAUACAACUUAUUACUAUUACGAAUUAUUAUUAUUACUAAUAGUAAUAUUACUAUUAUUAAAAUAUUAAUGUUGAUAUAACAUCAUUAAUGUUAUAAAUCAUUAUUCAUUUUCAUUAGUUUUAUAUCACCAUUAUUCAUCAUUGUUCAUUUUCAUCGUUUACAAUUCGUUACGUUCAUCAUCAUUAAAAAUUUGUUUUUAUUGCAACUUUGAUUAUUAAUAUUAUUAAAAUUAUUAUUAUAAUAUUUCUAUUAUUAUUUUUAAUAGUAUAAAUAAUAUCGCUAUUUUGUUAAAUAUUCAUCAUUAUUGUCAACAUUAUAUUACUAAUCACGAUUGUUAUUGUUAAUAUCAUUAUUGUAAUAGCCUAUAAUAAUCUCAUCGAAAUAGCUUUUUCAUAACUUAUAAGUUUAUUUAUUAUUAGAUUCUCUAAAUUAUUCGAUGGCGAAUAAGUCAUAUAAUUCUAAAUUUACUUCAAAAAAUGAAUUAUAGCUUCAACCUCGAUGCAAAUUCUUUGCCUGUAUUACGAAGAAUUUGGAAAAUCGAUGUUUAGCAAAAAUUAUAUAUUAAAUUAGAAUAAUAUUGAAUCGCCAUUUUUAAAUAUAGAAGAAUGUGUGUUAUUAAGGAUGAGUGAAUAAUAGUACGUCAGUUUUUUAUGCUGAAAGUUAAUAAUAAUAGUUAAUAAUAAAAAAUAAACAAAAAGAACUUUCGUGAAUGAACGAUAUGAAGAAAGAAGUAUUUGUAAAAAUUGUGUAAGAAAUCUAGCUUAUAAUUUUCGCGAUAUUGAUCAAUUUUUUGUUAAAUUUGACAAUUUACAUAAACUCAUUUUUUCUGCUUUAUCUUAUUAUUCAAACGUGAACACUAAAAAUAUAAAAGGAAUAUAUGUAUAUGAUUAAUUUUAUAAUAUGCGAAUAAUUUAUCGUUUGAAUGAAAAAUUCGUAUACUGAAAAUCAAUAGAAAUGAACAUGAUAAAAAAUAUAGUGAAGUCGAAAAAUUCGGAUAUUAAUUGAUUGAAAUUCAUCUUAACUAGAUAUUUUUAAUUUUUUCAAAAUAUUUAGCUUCCGAAUAGUUAUACGAAAUUAAUUUUUUAAUCAUGAUUCAUUGUUCUUCUGUGCAUUUCUUUAUGAUCUAGUCUAAGUAUUUGGAGUGUCCAUUUGGACAAGCUUGCGAAUAACGAGUGGUGAUCCGAUCGUUCAUGAAAUAUGAGAACAAAAAAAGGAUAGCGGUUUUAUGUAUAGCCGCGGCAGCUGGUAAGCUUGCUUAACACUUUUUGAUAUAGCACUUUUUCCAAUGAGAGUGUGUAUGUAAAUUACAUGGUCAACAGGUUCAAAGCAAUGCACUAAAACGAGCAACCUAUAUCAUAUUGAGAGUUUCAUUUAAUGAUUAUUGUGAUUUUUAAUAAAAUAAUUUUUUUAUAUUUAUUUAUAAUUGUUAAAUGUUUAAAAAGGAAGCGUAAUUGAUUAUAAGAAAUAAACUUUUAAUAUCAUUAUGUAAUAAACAAAUAUUUUAUUAUUGUAAAUUUUGUUCCAGCUUUUUGCUGGUAUGUUAUACAAUUUCUUCCAAUGUUUCCAUAGAGACAAUGCAACUCUCAUUGUUACUUGUUACUUGGAUAUUUUGUAAAAAUCUUAAUAGCGAUCAAUUGUUAAUUUUUUGUAUAUAGACGAAUAUGUAACGAGAAUUACGAAUUAUCAAUAUUGCGAUUAUUAUUUUUAUUAUUGAUAUCAUUGAUAGUAUUUAUAAAUACAUAUAUAUCGUAUCUCAUCCGAUUCGUAGAUAUAGAUGAUGCUUAUUAUUAUUAACAUUAUUUUAUUCUAUUUUAUUUUUAUUAUUAUUAUUAUUAUUAUUAUUAUUAUUAUUAUUAUUAUUAUCAUUAUAUAUAAAUCUUAUUUUCAUGUUUAUUUAAAAUCAUCCCUCGUUUUACAAGCAUGUUAUAUAAAUAUAGCUCUUGCUAUUUAGGUAAACAUCUUUAAAUAUUAAGACACAAUACUGUAUCGUCCUGAAAAUGCAUUAAGCUCGCGUUUUUUUUUUCUUAGUUUACUAAUUGAUUGAAACAUUGUUGCUAAUUUCUUUUAUCUAAUAUAUACAAUUCGACUGGUACGAAAGUUAAAAUAAAAAUUAUCAGGGUAUAAUUGAGACACACAUAUUGAAUGAUUAUGCUUCGUUCAUUAUAAUCGUCAUUAAAAUUAAUAAAUCGAAUAAAUGAUAAGAUAUAAUAUUUGAAUAUUGAAUAUAUAUGUCUAUAUAUUUAUAUAUUUUUUUUUUAAUGAAUAUCAUGUAACGAUCAAUUUGUAAAUUAUUAUGUAAAUUUUUAUGUAAGAAUUGCGGUGUCAACGAGUUUUUAUAGUGCCUUAAGAAGUUUAAUUAACAAUCGAAGCAAUCAGUACGGAUCUGUCAAAGACAGUAUUCAGACAAUAUAUAAUAUAUUAUGAAAAAUUAUGGUUAAAUAUGAAAUGUUAUUUAUAAAAAUAAUAGAAUAUUAUUUUUUGAAAUUUCUAUUCAAAAUAUACGAGAUUGUAAUGAAAUUGUUCAUUUGUUAAUAUAAAUCUUGUUAAUCUUGUAUAUUGGACGAGAAAGAUGGUGAUAUUUUGUACUGUGCCAAAACGGUUGUCAAUUAAAUUGUAAUUAAUCGUUAAUUUGCUAAAAGCGUAUAUUAUUUCGAGUAGCUUGUUAUAAUUAUAUUGCACGUAAGUGACUGUAAUGAAUGUAAUGUGUUAUUCAUGGAAUAAUAAGUCGGAAAGCGCGCGCAUAUGUGUGUAUGUGUGUAUGAUAUGUGAAAGAGAGAGAGUGCCUUAAGAAAGGGAAAGGAAAAGAAAAAACAACUGCAAGAAUGAAAGUGUAUAAUUAAUUGUUUAUAUUGCUAUUUAAUGCAAUAAAACAUAUAAAUGAACAUAAGCAAAUUAAUAAUUAGAAGUAAUUGUAUGCCGAUUUCAGUAUUUCCAUUAAUAAACAAAUACACUUGAGUCUCAUUUGUGUGUUUGUUGUAUUGGUUGAAACACGUAACGCCACAGAUUUUAUUUCUUAAUAUUAGAUGUCGAUAAAACAUUAUAUGUCUAUUAUACUGUAUCUAUAAGACAUCGGCAAAAAUUAUAAAAAAUAUAAAAUUUGCCAUAUAACAAAUGAAAUUCACAAUAAACUGAUUAUUUAUGCUUUAA
Messenger RNA from Apis cerana (Asiatic honeybee), 10120 nucleotides. It is a transcript of the gene sog, whose product is annotated as chordin short gastrulation. The record is from RefSeq and is a predicted model, not a curated record. Gene Ontology annotation, molecular function: BMP binding. Gene Ontology annotation, biological process: multicellular organism development; negative regulation of BMP signaling pathway; dorsal/ventral pattern formation. Lineage: Eukaryota; Metazoa; Arthropoda; Insecta; Hymenoptera; Apidae.